Trichogramma pretiosum is the source of this 3105-nucleotide messenger RNA. RefSeq names its product dentin sialophosphoprotein-like. Bases 181 to 3075 code for a protein of 964 amino acids. The transcript has 19 exons. NCBI's taxonomy places the organism in Eukaryota, Metazoa, Arthropoda, Insecta, Hymenoptera, Trichogrammatidae. The record is from RefSeq and is a predicted model, not a curated record.
GUACGCGACGAUCAAAUUGUAAACAUUAGCCGCGUGUGAGUGAGUCGCAGUAUUCGUACAAUUUCAUUCAGUGUGUGGAACUAGCCCGGUCCAGGUAACAAGUAAAUUUUCCUCUCCAGGAGUCGUACAAGAAAUUAAGGUCGCCAAAAGUGCUGCUUGCUUCGAAAGGACACCAAACAAAUGAGUUUUGAAGUUCAGGACGAUGCAGUCGCAACAGGACCACUAAAAGCUUCGCAUUCGGGACACAGAGCAGGCCCAUUAAUUUUGCAAUUUCAAGGUGGCACAGCAAUAAAUAAAGGAGCUGCUUCUCAACAACGUUCGAAUAAAAUAUCUUUCAGUCAAGAUAGUCAAUCACAGCAAAAUGAAGCCCCUGAAACAGUGAAAACGGAACAAACUGUUGAGCCCAAAAAAACUGCGAAGAGCCAAAAAAUGGAUUCAAAAAAUGUUUCUUCUAGUGAAACAUUGAACAAGAAAAAUAAAACUUUACCAGUUGAAUCGGCAAAAGUCAAAAGAUCUAAAUAUAAUAACGCAACUACCAGUCGCUCUCUAACAUCAGUUUUCAGCAAUGAAAAUCAAGAAAUCACCGACCCAAAAAUUACGAGGAGGAAAUCUACCCAAAGUCAUAGUGUGACUGAAAAUCAAUCUACUGAUAUCAACAACAAUGAAGAAAAUGUGAAUCUUCAUGAAAUACUUGAUUCAACUUCUAAUGAUGACAAAAACGCUUCUCAGGUUGAAAAUACUCCCCCGGUUACAAAUAGUCAAGCUUCGAAUGAAUGUUCAACCGAUGCAGAUACCCGAAUCCGAGAAACAUGUCGAACGAUAUUAAAUUUCGGUUCAACACAACUCUCAGGCACAAUAAGUGCAAAGGGACAAUCCGAUCCAACAGAAAGUGAAGAGAACAAAAAAAAUGAUUCACAAAUUAUUUUGUCUGAUGAAACAUUAAACAAGAAAAAUAUACCACAAUCAGCUAAAACAACUAAAGCCAGAAAAUCUAAAAGUGAGACUGUAACUACCACCGAAAACAUCGAUCACUUUCAAACAUCAGUUUCCAGCGAUGAACAUCGGGACAGGGUUAUCACCAAAAAUACUAGAAGAAAAUCGACACAAAUUAACAGAAAACCUGAACAUCGACCAUCAGAAAUCUGUAAUAAUCAUGAAAAUUCAAACGUGGCUGGAGUACUCAAUGCAACUUUUAGAAAUGACAUAAUCGCUUCUAGUGUUGACAAUGUUCCACUGCCUAGCACUAGUUUAGAUGACAAUGUUAAGCCAAAAGAAACUGAGAAGAACAAAAAAAUUGAUUCAGGAAUGAUUUCGUCAGCUGAAACAUUGAACAAGAAAAAUAAAACUCUACCAGCCAAAAUAACAAAAUCCAAAAGCCCUAAGAGUGAGAAUGAAACUACUCCUAAAAAAAUUAAUCAGGCUCAAACAUCAGUUUCCAGCGAUGAAAAUUAUGAUAUUUCAUCUUCAAACCUUCUUUGGAGCAAAUCAAAAUCAAGUGACAGUCUUCCUGAACAGCAAUCUUCUGAUGUCAGUAAUAAUGAUGAAAAUCCUGGUAAAAUACUUCAUUCAACUUUAAAAGAAGACAAAUGCGAGUCAGUUGUUUCACUGCUAAACACUAGUCCAAUUCCGAGCCAUAUUGCAGUUAAUUUGAGUUCCCUAUGCGGUGAAAAAAUUUCAUCGGAUAGCAGUGAUAAAAGUUUAUCGGUUGGCAGUGAAAAAACUUCAUCGGAUAGCAGUGAUAAAAGUUUAUCGGUUGGCAGUGAAAAAAGUUCAUCGGAUGGCAUUGAUAAAAAUUUAUCGGUUGGCAGUAAAAAAAGUUCAUCGGAUGGCAGUGAAAAAAGUUCAUCGGAUGGCAGUGAUAAAAGUUUAUCGGUUGGCAGUGACAGCAGUUCAAACUCACUCGCCUCGACAGGUGCAAUUAAAAAAGUUACGGAACCAAGAAGAAAAAAAAAUGCUUAUAACAGUCAACGGACUCGAGAAAAUACUGGUAUGGAAACGAUACCUGAAUCUUCACUCGAGAGCAUAGAAGCUAGUUCAACAUCUUGCAAUGAUGUACAAAAAGAAGCCAAAACCAAAAGUGAUACUGAUGAUUGUAACAGUAAUUCAAAAAUUAAAAAAACACCAGGGCUACCAAAAGAUGAAUCCAUCAGUAAAAUUCACGAGAGAGCUGGGACCAAUAAGCCUGAAAAAAAUGAGCCUCUGCAUCAAAAAAAUCAACCGAGUACUUCGUCAUCGUGGAAACGACAAUCUGAACAUGGUACACGAGGACGGAGUAGAAAAAACGAAGAAGAGGAUUGCUGCGAAGAUCACUUCAAACGCUGUAAACACUAUAAACACAAGUGUCAUAAGAAAAAAAAAUCGAAGAAAAGUACAAGUAGACGACCACUAGAAGAGACCUUUGCGAGAAAAUUAAUAUCUCUCGUCAAGCUAGGCGAUCAAUUCGAAGGGGCCGCAAAAUGCCGCCGCAGUAAAGGCAGUAAGGGUGGUGGUGAAAAAUGCAUCUGUCCUUCGAGCAGUUCCUCCGAAUCAUCCUCGAGCGAGUCCUGCUCGUCAGAUUGCGAAUGCCAAUAUGAAUCCAGCAGCGAUGACUCGACCUGUAAAUGCUGUCAGUGUCGAAUGCCGAAGGAACCCCAAUCAUCUUCGGGGUACACAACGAGUGAAGUAUCGUCAACCGAUUUCUAUAACGAUGAAAGCUCGAUGUCUUCUUGUUGCGAUCGCAGACACACUCAAUCUAAAAAAGCUCAUGGUAGUAACUUUGACAGAUCUCGACCAAGGUGUUGUGGAAAUAGACACUGUGCAAAUGAAUCUACGGAUGUUUCUUCCAGUGAUGCAAAUUGUAAAUAUAAUUUACAUAAGAAAAGUCGUCAAAGUCGUCGUAAAUCGACAAGAGAUUCCGAAGAUGAAGAUUUUUGCCGGUCAAAGUGCAGUUGUCGAGAUUGUCGAAAAUCAAAAUCAAAAUCAAAAUCAAAAUCAAAAUCAAAUUCCGAAGAUGAAGAUUUUUGCCGGUCAAAGUGCAGUUGUCGAGAUUGUCGAAAAUCAAAAUCAAAAUCAAAAUCGAAAUCAAAAAAACAUUAAGUAGCUGGUAAUAUAAUCAUUAUUCACUCA